Molecule: messenger RNA, 2305 nt
Organism: Tricharina praecox
Lineage: Eukaryota; Fungi; Ascomycota; Pezizomycetes; Pezizales; Pyronemataceae
Product: thiamine pyrophosphate enzyme, N-terminal TPP binding domain-containing protein
Exons: 7
Coding region: 155-1885 (576 amino acids)
Biological process (GO): L-valine biosynthetic process
Cellular component (GO): mitochondrion; acetolactate synthase complex
Molecular function (GO): magnesium ion binding; flavin adenine dinucleotide binding; thiamine pyrophosphate binding
Source: RefSeq, a predicted model, not a curated record
CCCCCCCCCCACCACCACCACCAUCACUGUAUCAUACCAGACCCCAAGUGCUACAUAAAGCUCGCGGCGUCCCCCAUUAUCACCUCCGAAAUCCUCAACCCGCUACUUACAACGAUCAACAACAACCUAUUCAUAUCCCCGAUCCGCUAUAGCCAUGUAUACCGCCUCGUUUGCCUUCUUCGAAGCCCUGUGGGAGGCCGGCGUAAGCCAUUGUUUCGUCAACCUGGGCUCGGACCAUCCCAGUAUAUUGGAAGCCAUGGUGAAGGGCCAGCGGGAGACACCCGACUCGUUCCCCAAGAUCAUCACGUGUCCCAACGAGAUGGUAGCGCUAUCCGCCGCACACGGGAUGGCGCUCACAACAGGCAAGCCGCAAGCGGUCGUCGUGCACGUCGACGUGGGCACGCAGGGGCUGGCAGCAGCGGUGCACAACGCGUCGAUGGGGCGGGCGCCCGUUCUGAUCUUUGCCGGCCUGUCGCCGUUUACGCAGGAGGGAGAGAUGCGUGGCUCCAGGACGGAGUUCAUCCACUGGACACAGGACGUGCAUAACCAGCGGGAGAUCGUCGCACAGUACUGCCGCUACACUGCCGAGAUCAAGACGGGCAGGAAUAUCAAGCAGAUGGUUAAUCGCGCGCUCAGUUUUGCCACAAGUGAUCCCAAGGGACCUGUAUACCUGGUCGGCGCGAGAGAGGUUAUGGAGGAGGAUAUUGAGCCGUAUGUGCUGGAUCAGAGCUACUGGACACCGAUUGAGCCGGCGGCGCUGUCGCAAGACGGCGUGAGGACUAUUUGUGAUGCUUUGUUGGCGGCAAAGGACCCGCUAGUCAUCGUGGGGUAUUCGGGGCGGAAGGAAGAGUCCGUGGGCGAGCUGGUGAAGCUGGUGGAUUCGGUCGGGGCGAGGGUGCUGGACUCCCUGGGAAGCGAUUUGUGUUUCCCGGCGGAUCACAGGUCGUACUUGGGAGUACGGUACGGCGUGCACGACAAGAUCACGGAGGCAGAUGUCCUCUUACUGCUGGACGUUGAUAUCCCAUACAUUCCCACGAGAUGUAAACCCAACGAGAAGGCCCUCAUCUACCACAUCGAUGUCGAUCCACUAAAGCAGCAAAUGCCGGUCUUCUACGUCAAUGCCAAAGCGCGGUACAGGGCAGACGCCACGACAGCGUUGCGGCAGUUGAACGAGUACAUCGCCUCCAAGGGUUCCACCGUCAAUUCUGCCAGGAUCUCCGAGCUGGAUGGAGAAUUGAAGGCACGAGAGGAGCAGUUGGCAAAGGAUGAGCAGCCACUAAAAGACGGAACUCUAAGCGCCAACUACCUGAUGGGCAGCAUUCGCGACGCCGUACCGAAAGACUCCGUAUUCAUGGUCGAAGCCGUCACCAUGACCGCCAUCGUCUUCGACCACCUCAAGCUCAGCGCGCCUGGGAGCAUCUACAACUCCGGCGGCGGCGGGCUCGGCUGGUUCGGCGGGGCCUCCGUCGGCGCGAAACUGGGAUUGAUGCACACUGGCCAGUCGAAAUUUGUAACUGCAAUCGUGGGUGACGGCACAUUCCUGUUCGGCGUGCCCUCGUCGGUCUACUGGAUGUCGCGCCGCUACAGCGUGCCGUUCCUCACCAUCGUGUUGAACAAUAGCGGUUGGAACGCCCCGAGGAAGUCCGCGCAGCUAGUACAUCCAGCUGGUUACACCGCUAGCGCGACGAAUGGGGAGCUCAAUAUCAGCUUCGAUCCGAGUCCGGACUAUGCUGGAAUCGCAGUGGCCUCGGCAGGCGGACAGAUCUGGGGCGGCACGGUCAAGAGCGUUGAAGAGCUAGGCCCGAAGCUGAAGGAGGCGGUUGCGGCGGUCGAGGGCGGACGCAGCGCAGUGCUGGAUUGUUACAUCGUGGGCAGCGCGUUCUAAAAUUCUGGGACUGCUGGGACUUCUGGGACGGGUGUAAGAGUUUAGAGAGAGGAGAAGACCACCCUGCCUUUCCAAUUUGAUCAUAUACCCUAUCUGUCUAUUUCUCGUUCAAAAUGGUGUCCGCAGCCUAUCAUGGGUCUAGUUAUACAAAACUCCUGCUGUGAUGUCCAGCCUUUCCGCUCCAAAGUCCAUGCCUUUAUGCAAUCUCAAAUCCCAAAUUCCAGCCGCCGCGAUGAAAACAGAGCGGGAAGGAAAGCAAACCAAGGAAGACGAAGGAAAAACAAACGCCCUUCAUUAGGAGUACAAUUUAAGUGAAGCAACAAACAGUCCAGUUCAUAAAAAGGUUGAUUACAGUCAUUACGGUAUGGUAUGGCAUAGAAGUUACGAAAAGAGCCGAAAACAAAAACAAAAACAAAAACC